Columba livia (rock pigeon) is the source of this 969-nucleotide messenger RNA. RefSeq names its product avidin. The transcript is spliced from 4 exons. The record is from RefSeq and is a predicted model, not a curated record. Gene Ontology annotation, molecular function: biotin binding. NCBI's taxonomy places the organism in Eukaryota, Metazoa, Chordata, Aves, Columbiformes, Columbidae. The coding region runs from base 126 to 887 and encodes 253 amino acids.
UGCUGCAGCAUUGUGUUUGGAUGGCAGCACUGGGAUGGUGGCAGCAGGACAGUGCCAGGCUGUGCUGACCCCAAAGAUUCUGUCACAGAGCAAAAAAUGGGCUGGCAGGGCCUCUUGGAUAGUGGAUGUGCAGAUCAUCCCUGCUCCCCUUCCUCUCUCAGCAGUCAUGCUCAUCCCCACAUUCCUGCAGCACUGCCCAGGUCACACAGACCUCCUCACCUCACUUAUCCUGGGCACCUUGCCACCUGGCCACCCCCCUCAUGGCUGCUAGCCUGGCACCUGCUGUGCCCACAGGACUCCAGUUACAGCCCUAUAAAGGAGGCCAGGCAGGGCACAGAGCUGGGAGGGAACCGUGCUGGACAGUUCACAGCUCCACAGCCAUGGGGAGCAGUGCUUUCACCCUGGUCCUUGUCCUGGCCCUGGUAACAUGCGUCACCCCUGCAGAGAGAAAGUGUCAGCUCAGUGGGCUGUGGAGGAAUGAGCAGGACUCGCUGAUGGAGAUUUCAGCAGUGAGGGACAACGGGGACUUCCAGGGGAAAUACCUGACGCGGGUCACCCUCACCGGCAGCUGCGCCUACACCUCCCCACUGAAGGGUGCCCAGCAGCAGCCCACUGAUGGGGUCUGGCCCACUUUCGCCUUCACCGUGCACUGGGACAAGUUCUCCAACGCCACCACCGCCUUCACGGGGCAGUGCUUUGUGGACACGGGUGGAAAGGAGACACUGACCACCAUGUGGCUGCUGCGUGAAGCCGUCGGGUCCCUCGAGGAGGACUGGAAAGCCACAAGGGUAGGCAGAAAUGUCUUCACACGCAAACGCACCUCGAAAGGAAAGACCCUGCUGAGCUUGUCACAAUCCUGUGAGCAUGCAGCUUCACCCACCCCAUGACAGCACCCUCCAGCUACAGACUGGCCCCACCAAGGGAAGUAAAAUCAGUCUCUCACAUUAAAAAAAAAAAAAUUAAAAAUCA